AGACUGUCUUGAGGUGCUAACGACAGUGACCCAGAUUCGAGAUUAUAAUGUUUUGAGGAUUUCCAGAACGGCCACGAAACUUCGUAGGCAGCAUCGACCCCCGGCACCAACAUUAGAAUUAUAUCGAAGCUAUUGAGACAACAUCAUCAAGGAUCCUACCAUGAAGGAUUCCGAUAUGUCCUCGAGAUCUCGUGUCUUCGCUACCUCCGAACUCUUUGAGCUUAUCCUCCUAAAAUUACCCAUGCGCGACCUCCUCCUUGCCUCACAGAUUAGCAAGACUUUCCAUGCUACCAUCACCACUUCCCCAGCCCUCCAAUAUGCCCUCUUUUUCCGCCCUAUCAAUGGCUCCCCGCCUCAAGCGGAUAUUCCAAAUCUUGAGAUCAACCCCCUCCUCGACGUCACCUUUCCUGGGUUCUUAUCCGACGCGCCUGAGAUACCAAUAGAAGAAUGGGACCUACACUUCAACCGUUUCCCCAACCCUCCAGAACCCUACGAUAGCUCUAGCACCGCACUCUAUCUCUGCAGCGCAUGGAGUCUCCGGCCCGAAGCCUUCGCCCGCAAAGAAGCAAGCUGGCGGCGCAUGCUAGUCUGCCAGCCACCGGUUCGGCGCCUGACACUAAUCAACAAGUUCGACGGGGAGGGUGGAACCUCCGUGGACGAGGGCUCGCUCGACUUCGAAGAAGGAGAGGGGCUCCGCAUGCAUACGCUGGCGGACUACCUCUAUGGAAACGUGGCUGCGCGCCCGUUCUUUCGGCCGACUUUCUUGACGCGGACGCGCUGGGGCGAAGUCGAGUACGAUGCGGCGGCGUGCAAGGAGCAGCGCAGACUCACGUUGUGGUUGAAGGUGAACGGCUACGUUAGCUGCAUCCCGCAAGUGGAGGAGAAGCUGGAUCUGUAUCGGAGCGAGGGUUACGAGAAGGUAUGGAUUCCGGUUGUUGAGAAGCUGAGGCCGGAUACUGGGUAAGAUGUUUGUGACUGUUUCUCAGAGGACUUAUCGCUCAUUCGUUCUGUAGGGACGAUGACUUCACGGCCUUUUGGACGACCACUUAUGGAAGUAUAUUUGGCAAAGAUGAGAGCGCGAGCCUUUUUAAU
Molecule: messenger RNA, 1092 nt
Organism: Mytilinidion resinicola
Lineage: Eukaryota; Fungi; Ascomycota; Dothideomycetes; Mytilinidiales; Mytilinidiaceae
Exons: 1
Coding region: 161-964 (267 amino acids)
Molecular function (GO): protein binding
Source: RefSeq, a predicted model, not a curated record